This is a messenger RNA of Naegleria gruberi, 723 nucleotides long. RefSeq lists its product as uncharacterized. The annotation marks the transcript as partial. Gene Ontology annotation, cellular component: nucleus. The transcript has a single exon. NCBI's taxonomy places the organism in Eukaryota, Heterolobosea, Eutetramitea, Acrasida, Naegleriidae. The record is from RefSeq and is a predicted model, not a curated record. Gene Ontology annotation, biological process: tRNA pseudouridine synthesis; mRNA pseudouridine synthesis. Gene Ontology annotation, molecular function: RNA binding; pseudouridine synthase activity.
AUGAGUGAACAACAACAAGAAACUACCACCAUUCCUACAACCACUAGUACAACUGAUGUUACUACUGUAGGAUCUACAACAACAACAACAACUACCAUUUCAUCAUCGGAGUUGGUAAAUGAACAAAAUGACAAGAAGAGAAAGAAUAAAUUUAAUAAUAAUAAUAAUAACAAGAAAAAUAAGAAGCAAAAUAACAAACAACAAAAUAGUAACAAGGAAAGAGACGAUGAAGAUGCAGAUUUUGAUGUGAGUGGAGAAGAUUUAAUGAUUGAAGAUGAAUCUACAUUGGUUCAUUCAUCAUUUCCAUUUGUUAUUUCCUUCUCUUAUAAUGGAAUUCCUUUCAAUGGAUUACAAAUUCAAAAUGGAGAAAAUUUAGUUAAACAUCCACAUUUAUUAACUAUUGAAGCAGUUUUAUUGGAUAUUCUUUAUGGUUCUAAUGGUGAAUCAGAUUUUGAACAAGAUGAAACAAUUAUUAGAUAUACUAAAUCUAAAAAUUGUAAAGAUAUUAGAUUACAAAGAGCUUGUAGAACUGAUAGAGGAGUUUCUGCUGUUAGAAAUGCAUUUGCAUGUGUAAUGACAUUACCAAAUACUCAAAAUCAUAAGGAUACAUUUAAAUUUAAUAACGAAGAACUUUGUAAAACAUUGAAUGAUAGAAUUAAUAAUCAUGUUAGAAUUAAGAAUCUCAAUUUGAUGGAUCAAAUCAAAAUUUUCAAUAUUCAAAGA